Molecule: messenger RNA, 795 nt
Organism: Coccomyxa subellipsoidea C-169
Lineage: Eukaryota; Viridiplantae; Chlorophyta; Trebouxiophyceae; Coccomyxaceae
Product: 3-hydroxybutyrate dehydrogenase
Exons: 7
Coding region: 1-795 (264 amino acids)
Molecular function (GO): 3-hydroxybutyrate dehydrogenase activity
Source: RefSeq, a predicted model, not a curated record
AUGGCAGCUUCUUUGAAAGGCCGUGUCGCCUUGAUCACCGGUUCGACACAGGGCAUCGGGCUUGGUAUGCUGCAGGGCUUGGCAAGGGCAGGGGCAGAUGUUGUGAUGCAUGGGCUGGUAACCCCAGAGCAGGCCCGGCAGAAGCAGGCGGAAAUUGAGGGGGAGUACGGUGUGAAGUGCGGCCACAGCGCAGCCAAUGUCAUGAAACCAGCUGAAAUCAGGGAGAUGAUCCAACGUGUGCAGCAGGACUUUGGCCGCCUGGACAUCUUGGUGAACAAUGUGGGCAUCCAGUACGUGUCCCCUGUGCACACAUUCCCAGAGGACAAGUGGGACGCCAUCAUUGCAGUCUGCCUCUCCUCAGCCUUCCAUUCCACGAAAGCUGCGCUGCCAGCCAUGCUGGAAGCCAAGUGGGGGCGCAUCAUCAACACCGGGUCCAUGCAUGCGCUUGUGGCCUCCCCUUACAAAAGCGCCUACAACGCCGCAAAGCACGGCAUCGCCGGGUUCACAAAGACGGUGGCGCUUGAAACGGCGCAGGCCGGCAACGUGACAUGCAACGCCAUCUGCCCCGGCUACGUGCUGACAGACCUCAUACGCAACCAGCUCGAGGACACCGCCAAAGCCCGCGGCAUCCCCAAGGAGAAGGUGGUGACAGACGUGCUGUUAGCGGAUCAGCCAACCAAGCGCUUUGUCAAGGUGGAGGAAAUUGCAGCGCUGGUGCGCCACCUGUGCAGUGACGACGCAGCCUCAAUCACCGGCGCAUGCCUCAGCAUCGACGGCGGCUGGACCGCCCGAUGA